Molecule: messenger RNA, 624 nt
Organism: Wickerhamiella sorbophila
Lineage: Eukaryota; Fungi; Ascomycota; Dipodascomycetes; Dipodascales; Trichomonascaceae
Product: Transcription initiation factor TFIID subunit 3
Exons: 1
Coding region: 1-624 (207 amino acids)
Cellular component (GO): transcription factor TFIID complex
Molecular function (GO): protein heterodimerization activity
Source: RefSeq, a predicted model, not a curated record
AUGAGUGAGUUCAACUUUGCCGUGACGAGGAUCACAAGCGCACAAAUCUGUCGAGCAGCUGGCGUCGAUAGGUGCUCACCGAUUGCUCUGGACAAUUUGAGCGACGUCCUUAUACAUUUUAUGAUGCUAUUGGCCCGUAGUGCCACGACAGCUGCCCAAAACGAUGGCCGUGAAGAAGUCACCAUGGAAGAUAUAGUACUGUCGCUCACUGGGCGAGGUAUCAUUCGGCCACCGCGGCGGGGAACCGAUAACAGUGACAUUUCAGAGUUCAUGGCUUGGCUCAAGUCCGGAGGCUUUGAGCGGACGGCGCAGGUGUCUCACUUCCAGCAGCGUACAUCAUCGGCCCUAGGCGCUGCCCAGGGGGCUGCCAUUGCUGCUCAGCAGGCUGCACAUGAUCCACAAGGCUCGGUACAACAGCAGUCUUCUAGGCGAGAUGACCAGCAGUCGGACUGGCUGAACUCGUUGGUCCAGCAGCAGGCUUUGAUGGGACAAGAAAAGAAGUUCCGAAACACGGUUUUGGGCGAAUCCGUAGAAGAAGACGUGGUAAUUGCCGGCGGCCCUGCGAGUCUCGAGGAGUUUUUCCAAACGUACCUGGAAACGACGGUCCCUUACGAGACCGCGUAG